UCCUGGUUAGUGUGUGCAACUACUAUUUUUCAAAUCAAAGUAGUGGUUCGCCCUUCUGCUUGAGUUAAUGGUAGAAUUAAUGGCAAUUUGAUGUUCUAAUUACUGUUGGAUAAAAAUGCAGAUACAAACUGUGAAAAUACCAUCCGAUCGGGAUCAUUCUUUCUUUUGAAAUAGUUGAGAAAAUAAAGAAUCUCGACUGCUUCUAUGGACGUUUCUCAGAAUGGAAGUGUUAGGAAUCUUGAUCAACUAUGUACUGUAGCUGAGAUUGAAGAAUAUGAUUUCUCCAAGUUAGCUGAGAAACCCAGGACUCUGAAUAUAGAGCGGCAGAGGUCCUUUGAUGAAAGGUCUCUCAGCGAAUUAUCCAUUGGAAUAUCUCCUAGAUUUUAUUACAGGAAUAUUGACAGUUCGUCUCGGAUAUUUGACCACUCUGACAAUGUAUUUUCUCCGGGUAGAAGGUCUUGUUUGAACACCCCUCGUUUCCAAAAUAACUUGGAACCUCACCCCAUGAUUGCAGAAGCAUGGGAGGCCUUGAGACGUUCUUUGGUCUACUUUCGGGGCCAACCUGUUGGGACUAUUGCUGCCUUGGACCAGUCUGACGAAGAACUUAACUAUGAUCAGGUGUUUGUAAGGGAUUUUUUCCCAAGUGCCCUGGCCUUUUUGAUGAAUGGAGAACCUCAAAUAGUCAAGAAUUUUAUAUUAAAAACUCUACGCCUCCAAUCAUGGGAGAAAAAAGUUGACCGCUUUAAGCUUGGAGAAGGAGUGAUGCCAGCAAGUUUUAAAGUACUACAUGAUCCUGUUCGGAACACUGAAACUUUAAUGGCAGAUUUUGGUGAGAGUGCAAUAGGAAGAGUUGCUCCAGUUGAUUCUGGGUUUUGGUGGAUUAUAUUGCUCCGUGCAUAUACAAAGUCAACAGGAGACUCUUCCUUGGCUGAAAUGCCCGAAUGCCAAAAGGGUAUGCGCCUUAUUCUGAGUUUAUGUUUAUCAGAGGGAUUUGAUACAUUUCCAACCUUGCUCUGUGCUGAUGGUUGCUGCAUGGUUGACCGUAGAAUGGGUGUUUAUGGUUAUCCUAUUGAAAUACAAGCACUUUUCUUCAUGGCUUUAAGAUGUGCUCUGCUUUUACUUAAGCAAGAUGUUGAGGGCAAGGAAUUCAUAGAUAGAAUAGUUAUACGCCUACACGCCUUGAGCUAUCACAUGCGUAGUUAUUUUUGGCUUGAUUUAAAGCAGCUUAAUGAUAUUUAUCGGUAUAAAACAGAGGAGUACUCUCACACUGCUCUCAAUAAGUUCAAUGUAAUGCCUGACUCUCUUCCAGAUUGGGUGUUUGAUUUUAUGCCAACAAAUGGUGGUUACUUUAUUGGAAAUGUCAGUCCUGCAAGAAUGGAUUUCCGUUGGUUUUGCUUGGGUAAUUUUAUUGCAAUUUUGUCCUCUCUUGCAACCCCUGAGCAAUCUGCAGCGAUUAUGGAUCUUAUUGAAUCAAGAUGGGAGGAAUUGGUUGGAGAAAUGCCAAUAAAAGUUUGUUACCCAACCCUAGAAAAUCAUGAAUGGAGGAUCGUGACUGGUUAUGACCCCAAAAACACCAGGUGGAGUUACCACAAUGGGGGAUCUUGGCCAGUGCUUCUAUGGCUCCUCACAGCUGCAUGCAUUAAAACUGGGCGCCCACAGAUGGCAAGACGUGCCAUGGAACUUGCUGAGAGCCGGUUAUUGAAAGACAAUUGGCCUGAAUAUUAUGAUGGAAAGCUUGGCAGGUACAUUGGCAAGCAAGCCCGUAAAUUCCAGACCUGGUCCAUUGCAGGUUACUUGGUAGCAAAGAUGAUGCUUGAAGACCCAUCUCACUUGGGUAUGAUUUCUCUUGAGGAAGAUAAACAGAUGAAACCCUUCAUUAAAAGAUCUGCUUCAUGGACUUGUUAAUUCUCUCUCUCUCUCUCUCUCUCUCUCUCUCU
Molecule: messenger RNA, 1937 nt
Organism: Telopea speciosissima
Lineage: Eukaryota; Viridiplantae; Streptophyta; Magnoliopsida; Proteales; Proteaceae
Product: probable alkaline/neutral invertase B
Exons: 5
Coding region: 205-1905 (566 amino acids)
Biological process (GO): sucrose catabolic process
Molecular function (GO): endo-alpha-N-acetylgalactosaminidase activity; sucrose alpha-glucosidase activity
Source: RefSeq, a predicted model, not a curated record